GUCGAGUUGCGUCGAUCUUCUGGACGGAUCGAGUCGUAGCAUAGGGUUGGCGCGGGGCCAAGAAAGGCGCCGGGGAUGGAGAAGGUGUGACGUUCUGACACGAAGUGACGAUGGAUGAUGCUGCCCACUCGAUCCGAUCGCAUCGGGCCUCGUCGAAAUGACGGGCGGCGAUGCACUCGAUCCAGUCCGGACCCUUCGCCCGCGAGCCCGGUCGAGCAGCGCGAACCCGGCCGAGGUGCAAAAGUCUGGGGUCGAGCUUAUCUCCGCCGCUUGCUCGCCGGACCCGAGCCCGGGCCUCGUCCCCGCCGGGCAGUUCGUGCCGACUCCGCUCGGCUCCGCAGGUCCGACUCGCGUCGGCGCGAUCGGAGCGCAGGUUAGGGUUUGAAUGCGUUCGAAUCGCACUCGAUGUGCCGAACAUGCGACGCGGAAACGCGUGCAAUCCUUGACCCGAGGUCUGUGACAAGAAGCCAAAUCUUUAGGUUUGUCACCAAAUUGCGGUUUGCGAUCCCCGAAGAUGAUUACGAGCUCGAUUUGCUUCUUGUUAGGUGCAACGAUUGAGUUCCCCGGCCUCAGCAGGUGUGAUGGAAUCGGGCACAUUUGGGAAACCCCGGGGCUGUAUUGGAUGCGUCUUGAUCCACGGUCUUUCCAGGGAGUCGAAUUUUAUAUUUAGUGGGAAUCGAUCUUAAGUGACAGGUUUGAAACAAUGCAGAAUUGUCCACCGGUGUAGCUUCGGCUACAUGUUACAGAUUCUUUAAGAGCAUCCGGAUACAGGAUGCCUCGACAGUGACAAUGUGCACCAGAAAUGUGCCUCGUUUUCGGUAUAAGCAGUCGCGUCGCUGGUACUGAAAAAGAACUUGUUCAAGCUGUCCACAAUGUCAGACGCGUGAGACACAAUCACGAUGGUAUCAAGUACUCUGCACGUUUCUUAAUUUUAGAGUUUAAGCCGGUGCAAUCCGAGCGCAGAAACUCGACGCAGAGUGUAAUGAAAACUUGCACUCCACCUUGAAACGUUCAGGAAUAAACUGCAAAUCACAUGUUUCGAUUCCAGAGUGUGAGAGCAGGAUCGUCGUGGAGAUCCGGGAGUAAAUUAUGGGGAAAAAUACAGUCCGACGGUCUGUGCCUGCUCUCGUGGACUCACAUGGAGCUCGAGCACGAUCCGAGAGGCGAGAAAGGACGUCAUCCGAAGGCGGACGAUGACAGAGCUCAUCAAGUCGAGCAAAGAGAACAGAAGUUCCGGUUGGGGUGAGGAACAAGCUGCACAUGGAUCGGUUUUCAAACACGUAGCUCAGCUGGCAUUGAAUGCGAGAGGAGCGGGAAAGAUUCACUCGGAAUCUUGGGUUGCGAAAGAUCGACCGAGCUUGGUUCUCCACACGGUCUCAGCCUCAGAGCCGCUUCGGCAGCUCUUCAGCUUGACGCUCACUUCUUGCAGACGAAUGAAUCUCUUCUUUGUCGUCCUCCAUCUGCUCUGCUUGUAGGACACUCAACCUUCAAGGCCGAAGCAGUUGGCCGCCGUCUGGUCCGAAUCUUCUUAUCUCCACGUGAGAUGGUCGAGAGCAGCUUAGCGAAGAGUCAAGCAGAAGACGCCGAAACGAGUUUAGCUACAAUCCUUGCAGCUCUCGCCAAAGGCUCACUGACAGACAUACUUCACGCACACGCUCUUUUUUCCUCCUCCUCCUCCUCCCUCCUCCCUCCUCCCUCACUCCUCCUUCUUUCUUUCUUCCUUCCUCCCUUCCAGACCUUCGCGAUUUGAAUCUACCGAACUAAACUGCCGAUCCUCCUCGUCGCUCUUUAGAAUAAUGAAGAACUUUGCGUUGCAAGAAUCCGUUGCACAUACUUUACUCCACGGGAACGAUUACUUCAAGAGCGCAGAGUGAUCAUUACACGCAUUGAGAUUUUGGGGAAUCCCCGCUUGCAUGAACUGCUCGGUGGAGAAAGGGACGAAACCUUCUCCCCUUCGGUGGCUCGUACGAAUUGAGAUAUGAAGGAAGACUUUGACGAGACUCAUCAUGACCUGCUUAUUGGGGAGAGCGAAGCGGUACUGCGAUCUAAACCACUACAGGAUCUUCUGCGAAAGCUAUUCUACAAUUUCCCAUUCCUCUCUGAAAGAAGUACAAUUAUAUCUAACGGAUAGUCACGGACCGAUCAUAUAUUUUAGAGUAUGCUUCUACAAGUGGACCACCGUGGAGUAAGUUGGUUUGGCACUUGUGGCCGCACUGCAUCAUGAUAAAACCUACACAAGUGUUGGACAAGAUCACAAAUACAUUUCAGAGUAGUAGACUUCUCGAAAUAGAACGCGAUAAGCUCUCUAAGAAAUUAUCCUAAACACUCAAUCUUUCAUGGAGAUUGAAGUUGGAAGGCUAGCAAUCUACAAGUGGGGAAAAAUGUUGCAAUCUUUGAAACGGGCUGACUUCAAUGGCUAUGACAUUUUUUGUCGUUUGUGAGAUUGGUGUGUAUACAAGUAG
Molecule: messenger RNA, 2462 nt
Organism: Marchantia polymorpha subsp. ruderalis
Lineage: Eukaryota; Viridiplantae; Streptophyta; Marchantiopsida; Marchantiales; Marchantiaceae
Source: the annotation of a GenBank genome assembly